CACGUGAUUCAUCAUAUGACACUCAAAAUGGCGACGUGUAGCUCUGCACUCUGUUGUUUGAAUACGAUAUUUUUUUUCAUUGCCGCUGUCGUUUUGGUGACACAGCCAGUCCACUGUGUGAAGGAAGCUAGCAAUGUGGAGAGAGUGCACAUCAUAUUCAUGAACCACCUUGAUGUAGGUUACAAUGGUAUUUCCCCGACAGUUGGUUUCAUCAACAAUGUACUGAACACGUACUUCCAGCUGUACUUCCCCCGAGAGGUACAGUUGGCCCAACAACUGAGGCAUGAAGGGUAUGAAGAAACCUUCAUCUACACCACCCAUCCCUGGCUGGUCAGCCUGUAUCUGGACUGUCCGAACCUGACACUCAACAAUAUCACACUGGCGUGCCCCAGUGAUAAGGAUGUGGCUGCCUUCAGAGAAGCAGUCCUGCGUGGAGACAUUACAUGGCAUGCUGGACCUAUGAACAUGCAGCCGGAGAACAUGAACCAAGCCUUGUUUGAGUUGAGUCUGAACAUCAGCCUGGAUGUGGAUGCAGAGUUCGGCAUAAAGAGGAAGUUUGCCACACUGAGUCAGAGGGAUGUUCCAGGCAUGACAGCUGCUGUGCUCCCCAGUCUGACCAAGUUCAACAUCAUGGCUGUGUCAGUGGGUGUCAACCCUGGUACAAGUCCUCCUGCAGUCCCCAACCCUUUCAUUUGGAAGUUCCUUGACUCUCAGGUCAUUGGGAUGUGGAACAAAGGUGGGUACCCCUUAAACCCAGGACCCAACCCGGCCAACCCUCAAGGGAUGUCAAAAGAAAACUGUGUCAUUGUGGAUGGGUUCACAGAUGUCCUCUGUUUUGCCUUUAGAUCCGACAACAGUGGGCCACCACAAAGCGUCAAUGAGAUUCUUAGCAAUUAUGAAGUCGUCCGUGGAGAAUUCCCUGGUGCCAAACUGAUGGCGUCAACAUUUGACAACUUUGUGGAAGCACUUCAGCCAAUCAAAAGCCAGCUCCCGGUGGUGGAAAUGGAGGUUGGUGAUACCUGGAUACAGGGCAUCUCCUCAGACCCUGUCAAGAUGGCCAGAUACUGGGCCUUUGCCAACAAGCUGCAGGACUGUGUGAGGAACGGUCAAUGCUCCGGAGAUGAUCCGCGGAUCAAGGCUGCUGUCCGGUACCUGAUCAAACCCCCAGAGCACACAUGGGGCCUGCCAUCCGUUGGAGACAACGUCAACUGGACAAACAUUGCCUUCAGUCAAGCAAGAAGUGGAAAAAGCUACAGGAACUGUGAGAAUGCAUGGCUGGAACAGCGACAGUUCAUUGACUUUGCGUUCUCCAGCCUCCAGGACCACCCACUGGCUCUGGAGGUGAAGCGGGAAUGGGAGGAACAGACCCCUUCUAGACCAGAUCACACAGGCUACAAGCAGGUGGUCAACAUGACCCAGGUGUUUACAUGUAAUGAUGGGAUGAAGCUGCAGUUCAGAGAGGACGGGUCAUUGGUGGAGCUGUAUGAUCCCUACAACCAGGUGAGGUGGGCAUCCACAGAGAACCCGAUGGGGCAGAUCCAGUAUGUCACCUACAAUGAGACAGACUUUGUGUAUAUGGCCUCUGUGUACAACUACAGAGGAGGUGCCGGCUACGACAAACCCAACUCCACCAAGAACGCCGACCCAGACUCCAGACAGUGGAACUUCCUCGUGGACAGUUUGUACGAAAAAAUGUCACUUGAUCACAGCUGUGACUUGAUCAUGAAACUGAGGCCAGCAGACCCAGCGAUGUACUGGAAGUAUGGAGCUCCUCAAGAGAUCUGGCUGCAUCAUGUCACCCACGGAUCAGAUGAACAACACUUACAUGGAGGGAUUGAUGUGACUGUCCAGUGGUUUGACAAGCCUCCCACACGUCUGGCGGAGUCUCUCUCCUACAGUUUCCGUCCCACUCCCCAGCCCCAGAUGGACUGGUACAUAUCGAAGACAGGGCAGAUGGUGGCUGCAGACAGCGUUGUCCUCAAUGGCAGUCAGUAUGUGCAUGCUACCGACCAAGGAAUGUAUUACACAGUCAGUGACGGGAGUGGCCUGGGACUCUUGACCUCAGAUGUCCCUCUCGUGUAUGUAGGUACCAAGGGCCACCCUCCAUCCCCCUUCCCCGUGCCCCUCAACCCCAUCACCCAGCAGGACAUCACCAGCAUGGCCUUCAACUUCUACAACAACAUCUGGAACACCAACUACAUCUUGUGGUAUCCAUACCAUAAAGGAGAUGAAAACUUUAAAGGGCGAUUUCAAGUAGAGUUUAUAGUAGACAAGUAGAGGUGUACAGAUCAUAUAUUGUUUUUUAUUUUUGUAUCUUUAUUAAAGUUUUGUAACUUUG
Molecule: messenger RNA, 2338 nt
Organism: Haliotis rubra (blacklip abalone)
Lineage: Eukaryota; Metazoa; Mollusca; Gastropoda; Lepetellida; Haliotidae
Exons: 14
Coding region: 16-2277 (753 amino acids)
Source: RefSeq, a predicted model, not a curated record